This is a messenger RNA of Oppia nitens, 1905 nucleotides long. RefSeq lists its product as uncharacterized. Gene Ontology annotation, cellular component: nucleus; cytoplasm. The transcript is spliced from 2 exons. Gene Ontology annotation, biological process: mitotic DNA damage checkpoint signaling; protein phosphorylation. The coding region runs from base 120 to 1877 and encodes 585 amino acids. Lineage: Eukaryota; Metazoa; Arthropoda; Arachnida; Sarcoptiformes; Oppiidae. Gene Ontology annotation, molecular function: ATP binding; protein serine/threonine kinase activity. The record is from RefSeq and is a predicted model, not a curated record.
AUGUUUUUUGUUUAGGUGGGUGUGGACUGAUUAAUCAUAAUACUAUUAUUACCCAGGGACUAGCACCCAGGUAGGCACACACACACACACACACCUAUUAGAAAAACAAUACAAACAUUAUGUCGACUACCCAAUCACCUGAACCACCCGAUGAUGAUGAUAGCACUGGUAACUAUGGUGGUGGUGGUGGUAGUAGUAGUAGUAGUUCAGAGGUUAGACAGAUAUUGAUGGGCAUUGUCGACCAAGUUGUCGACACCAACAACAACAAUCCUCGGGAGCAGCAGAUCAAUGCAAACAAUACUAAUAGGUAUAUCAUCAAUGAUGACAAGCAUAUACUAUUGGAUGGCACUGUUAGUAGUAGUAGUAGUAGUAGUAGUAGUAGUCGUGGACCCAUACCUAGAAAUAGUAGGCGAAAAACAAUUGAAACGGACAGCUGGUAUACUAAUAGACCCGUACUAUCAUCACCAACACCAGCACCGGCAGCAGCAGCUCCGGUACCAGUAGUACCUGAAAAUAGUAAGUCAACGGCGGCUAAUAAAGUUGUUUUAGACGAUCAUCAGUACCUCAACGAUCAUAGGCCUGACCUGAAUGCCACUGUCGUACGUCGACCCCGGGCUAGGAAUAGGACAAAAACAAUUGAAACAACGGAUAGGUAUAUACCACCGGCACCGGUACUUGACAGGAGUAAGUCGACCAAUCAAUUGCCUAAUCAAUUGUCUACUGAUUUCUAUGGCCAACUGCAGACUAAAACUACUGGACAGCAGCACUUCCUACUGAAUCAGCUCCGACUGUUAGCACCUCCUCCCAGACCAACACAACAACAAGCAUUUAUGACCGGUCCCGGGCCACACUUGUUUAUGAGCGGACUGGACGGCUAUCACGGAACGGGACCCCGCGGUAGUCAAGUAAAAGGUGAGCUAUUCCAACACAACUAUCCUAUUGACACUAUUGAAUCAGCCCUAACGGACAAUGACUAUCAGCAACUGUGCCAGGAGUUGGCUUAUUAUGGUUUUCAUUUAGAUAGCCAACAUAAUGUGAUUGGUCAGGGACAUUUUGGAAAGGUAGUUAGUGGUACUUAUGGACCAAAUAUCAAAAACAAUUUGAUGGCCAUUGAGGCCGAGUAUCUCAAUGUUGACGACAACCUCGACGGUGUACAAGAGGGCCAACGUUUUGCCGCCAAAUACAUACACUUUACACAGUCUAGUAGCCUAUUUAAUCGUUGCCGACUCAACAUGGAGAAGCUAGUAAUGAAACAAAUCGGUCGACACCCCAAUUGUGUAACCUAUAGGAUGGCCAUCAAUUUAGGCCAUCGGGAAUUGAUUGCAUACCGGGGCUCGCGGUUCUAUAGCUAUGAACAUACAUUGUUGAUUAUGGACUGGGCCGACCAUGGUGAUUUAGAUAGGUUUAUAGUCAAUGGUCAGUAUACAGUAGGCUUAUGUAUACAGUUUAUGCGUGACUUGUUAGCCGGGCUCCGGUAUCUGCAUGGCCUACGUAUUACACACAACGAUAUACAUGCGGGUAAUGUAUUGAUUUUUACUACAACAACACCACCACCAACAACAACUACAGGGAUAUCAACCAUCAACUAUGUGGUGGCCAAAUGGGCUGAUUUUGGACUGGCACAGAUACAUAAGCUGGCCAAAAAUCAAUACCUAAGCGAUAGGCUAAUUAGUGAUUGGCUGACUGAUGAUUUGAAACGUUUGUCCAAAUUGUUUCUGGAUACAAUGAUACCCCCAUUGGCCCCACCCCAUUAUCCACUGGGACAGCCUGGACAUCUCCUACCUGAGCUAGUUGAAUGGACCCGGUUGGCUAAUGAUUUGCUAAGCGCUAGCAAUAUCAAUGUAAUCUAUCAGAGAUAUCCCUAUUUAAUUGGAUAGUAGACAUGUCUCGUACUAUCCCCGUCCC